CGCGCUUUGUGUGAUCUGCUGGGAAUGCAGCGCGAGUGCGCGGCCCGGGGGAGUGUCGGGCCGACCUGGGGGAGUUGUCAGAAAGUUUGUGCGGGAGUGGCUGCAGGUCGGAGUCGUGGAGUGUGUAGGAGAGUGCACCGAAUGUAGUGUCGACGGUGUUGCUGCCUCGAGCCAGUUAGGUUGUUCCAGGUGUGCCCGAGGCCCAGCCCAGCCCCCAGACACCAUGUCAGACAGUGAUCUGGGCGAGGACGAAGGCCUCCUCUCCCUGGCAGGCAAGAGGAAGCGCAGAGGGAAUCUGCCCAAAGAGUCUGUGAAGAUCCUCCGGGACUGGCUGUACUUGCAUCGCUAUAACGCCUACCCCUCGGAGCAGGAGAAGCUGAGCCUUUCUGGACAAACCAACCUAUCAGUGCUGCAGAUAUGUAACUGGUUUAUCAACGCCCGGCGGCGCCUGCUCCCAGACAUGCUCCGGAAGGACGGCCAGGACCCCAACCAGUACACCAUUUCCCGCCGAGGGGGGAAGGCCUCAGAGGUGGCCCUCCCCCGUGGUGGCAGCCCCUCGGUGCUGGCUGUGUCUGUCCCGGCGCCCACCAGCGUGCUGUCCCUGUCCGUGUGCUCCAUGCCACUCCACUCAGGCCAGGCGGAAAAGCCAGCAGCCCCCUUCCCACAGGGAGAGCUGGAAGCCCCCAAGCCCCUGGGGCCCCCUGGGAGCACACUCAACCUGCUGACCAGGGCUGAAGCCGGGAGCCCCACAGGUGGACUUUUCAACACACCCCCACCCACACCCCCGGAGCAGGACAAGGAGGAUUUCAGCAGCUUCCGGCUGCUGGUGGAGGUGGCACUACAGAGGGCUGCUGAGAUGGAGCUUCAGAAGCAGCAGGCCCCGUCGCCCCCAUUACUGCACACUGCCAUCCCCUUAGUCUCUGAAAACCCCAAGUAGGCAUCUGCCAUUGGGUGCUCAAGGCUCGAGCCGGGUGUCCUGGGUUUCUGUCUCGCUUCCGUUUCAUACAGAGGGUUUUCUUUGGAUCACUGCCAAACAUCAGGAUUAUCUCCUCUGUCCAGAGGUCUUCAGCAGGAAGACCCCUGGGGUCACUGUGCUGUGAUGGGGACCUCUCCUCUGCUGACUCUGCCGUUUCUCCAGGCCUCAGUGAUGAGACCAAGCGAAUGGAGACAGGCAUGGUGCUGCUGCUACCUCUCCGGAGAAUCUGCAGGACCCUGUGUGCCAGCCUGCUUUCCUGUGCUGGGCAUGGGACACCUGCCAAGUUCACACCUACGCUGGGUCCACCUUGCCCCUGAGCCAACCUCUUUUUGUUAAGCCAACUGUGGACAUUCCAAGUUCCUAAGUGUAUACAAGAGAAAAGAGGAACCCAGCAGAUGUAACAGAACCAACUCCAAUCGAAUGUUUAGGUUUUUGCUAAACUUUGCGUUUGUUUUUCCCCUUUUGCUGUGGUUUGCAUUGAUGGGGGGGGGGAUGGUGAGCGCAGGUGUGGGGAACAGGAGUGCGUUGUGUGAUGCAGGCUGAUGAAUCGGGAAUGAUCCGCCACUGCAGCUGGUGAUCGUUUUACAAGGAAGGAGUAUUUUUAUUUGGGGGACCAGCUAAAUCUGUGCAAAAUUCCAAAUGGUUGGUGGAUUGUUGGUUUGGUUUACCAAAAAAAGGAGGAAACACUUUUAUGGGCUUUGGCUUUUCUGCAUCGGGCACAGGAGGAAAUAAAGCCACAGCCAGAGAGAGGGUCCAACAGAGAAUCUGACCAAACCUUCUAGGCGCAGAGCAGAGAAGGAUGAUAAAACCAGAGAGGUGUGUUUUUCUAUUUUUGUUUUUACUGUAUUUUUUGGGGGGGUGGGGGAAGUAAGCUAGACUGAGGCAGUGGGGUUUUUUUUCCCUCUUUAAUGUUUUCCCCUUCUUUAUCCUUGAAAGCUUUACCUUGCAUCCCGACUUUUGGAUUCCUUUAGAAACUUGGAUUAGUGGGGCCAGAAUGGCAGAAGCUCGGAGUAGCUCCUACUUGGAGAGAAGUGAGCCAUCUGCUGGAAGAUUUUCCCACACUAGUGGCAGGAAACUGUUCCUGGAGUAAGCAGGGGAAUAGUGCCCCCAGCUGCCUGAGGAACUGCCUUCCCGGGAGCCUGGGGCUGGAAAUGAGGAAGCCUGUUCACCAUGUCUUUGUGAUGCACCUUUCUUUAAAUUGGAAUUGCGGAGGCCUCUGCCCUGAACUUCACAGUGAAACAGGUCACAGUUGGUCUUAUUCUCCUCCCCCUGCCCCAUUUUUUAUUUUGCUGUUUCCUUGCUGACAGCGUUCAACAGCAACAUACCCCAUCUUUAUAUAUCCUAAGAAACACUAAUCCUAGGUUUUUAUUAGUUAAAAUAUUUUUGUUCAGUGUAACAUUGUUACUGGGUCAAAAGACAGGUCAGGAACCCCAGCCUGUAGUUUCCUGAACUUGCCAGGUCCGCCUCAAGGGCAGGGGAGAGUUACUGGGUGUUGACUGACCUGGAUGGGCUUGGCCAGGAGAAAAGGCAGCAGAGUGUGUUCUGUCCCUUCUGGAUGAUGCCUGAAGCCUUCAGGGAGGCGCCCUCACUGCUGAGUGGUCUGGCCUACCCAUUGCUGUUGGAGCAGGGAUUAGUUAUUUAAGGAGAGAGAGCUCUGCUUUGUGACUGGGCAAGUUUCCCAGACCCUCUUUUGCCUCCCCCACCCCGCCUUGCAUGCCCUGGAGUGGGGGCAGGGGAUCAGGGACCCUCACCCUCCUGAGGCCCAGCUAGGGAAGAAUGAACAUGGCAGCUUCAAGAUUAAUUGAAGUUGCUGUUUGCCCAGCCUUUUCCACCCCACCCAUGUCUGUGAGCCUAGGUCUGACGUGACUGCUGCAAGACACUUGUAGCAGGGGACCCUGGAAGUGUAUUGGGCCGGGGUGGGACAUUUUCUUGCCGCAGUGCACUGAGCAGUGGAGGUGGUGAGGGGUGUGGGCGCCGUGCUGCUGAAUUCUGGUUGGCAUUCCCCCCUUGUGCAAGACAGGGAGGCUGGGUGUCCGGCAGCCUCUGCUUGGUUUGGUUGUGAAAUAAACCUGGAGGAGAAGCACAGUUAUCCCGUUGAAUAAUUUGAACACAAAACUACUGUAAAUAACUUUUGUUUUUGUCUUUUGUCAAAUAAAGUUGUUUGGGU
Messenger RNA from Rhinolophus ferrumequinum (greater horseshoe bat), 3143 nucleotides. RefSeq names its product TGFB induced factor homeobox 2 (gene TGIF2). Lineage: Eukaryota; Metazoa; Chordata; Mammalia; Chiroptera; Rhinolophidae. The coding region runs from base 224 to 937 and encodes 237 amino acids. Gene Ontology annotation, biological process: regulation of transcription by RNA polymerase II. The transcript is spliced from 3 exons. Gene Ontology annotation, molecular function: RNA polymerase II cis-regulatory region sequence-specific DNA binding; DNA-binding transcription factor activity, RNA polymerase II-specific. The record is from RefSeq and is a predicted model, not a curated record.